Messenger RNA from Acanthochromis polyacanthus (spiny chromis), 11637 nucleotides. RefSeq names its product calcium channel, voltage-dependent, gamma subunit 3b (gene cacng3b). Gene Ontology annotation, cellular component: AMPA glutamate receptor complex; postsynaptic density membrane. Bases 1741 to 2694 code for a protein of 317 amino acids. The transcript has 4 exons. NCBI's taxonomy places the organism in Eukaryota, Metazoa, Chordata, Actinopteri, Pomacentridae. Gene Ontology annotation, molecular function: voltage-gated calcium channel activity; channel regulator activity. The record is from RefSeq and is a predicted model, not a curated record. Gene Ontology annotation, biological process: neurotransmitter receptor transport, postsynaptic endosome to lysosome; regulation of AMPA receptor activity; neurotransmitter receptor internalization.
CUUUAACUAAUCAGUGCAGUGCAGGAGCGUCUGGCGGAGGAGAAACAGGAAAACAGGAAAACAGAAGGAGAAUAACGCUACGCUUUAAGUGAGCACCAAGGACAGCGCCACAUUCAGCACCAGGGACAGCUCUCCAGACGCAACAGCACUGAGGGCAAGUGGCGAAAAAACUGCAAUCUGCAUUCAAGACAACAGGCAGUUUAAGAACCAAUCCAAUUUACUGUGUUAAUACAACUUUUGCACGGAUACAGCAUCAUAUCCGAUUACACCAGUCACUUCAUAUUUCUUAUUAUCUCCACUGACUCGGCUCAAAAACGCUGCGCUCUGGGACAUAAAGGUGUGUCUGUGGUUCCACAACAGAAGACACCUUCCUUCCGUGGGUCUGAACACGCUGCUCUCUCCUGUCUGGAGCCUCUCCGUCUUUAUACAGACGGUGCUGCGGCGGAGGGCCGGACAAACGCCGGUGAAGACGCACGAUUAGUCGGCGAAGGGCGCUGUCACCCACCGGGCCAAUCCGAGCCGAGCCGCGCAGCCUCGGGCGGAGUUUGAGGAGACGCGCGGUUAAUUUUAGUUUGUGUUGGUUGGACAGAGAGGAGGAGGAGGAGGAAGAAGAGGAGGAGGACGAGGAGGAGGAGGAGGCGACGGCUGUCAUUUUUUUCUAUUUGUACCAACUGGCACGUUUCUCAGGAGCAAACCCAGGCGGGUGUAACUGUCCUACAGGCUCCAACAUCAGGCGCGUCGGCCGGUUUGUCCCGGUUCAGGUCCGGCAGCGAGAAACUGGUUUUGGAGAAGAAAUUUAUAUUUUUCUCUCUCUCUCCUUAACGCCCGUUUAACUACACAGUAUAACCGUCUCUUCACUGCAGAUAACCUGUGAUCAGGUUUGGACGAGUUUCUGUAGCGACACUUUGAAUAUCGAGGAGGAGAGAGACAGAAAAAAACAUGUCAGUGAGUCAACAGCUGGAGUGGAAAAAACACGACGGAUCUCGGUCCACUUUAUUCGUUUUGCAGCGCUCAUUCAUUCAGUAAUUCGACAGGGAGACUGCGGGUCGCCUCAUGUCUGGAAGGAGGAGAUCCUGAGAGGCUGAUCAGUGAUGCGUUAGUGGGAUCAGAAACACGGAGCUCCACGCUGCGGGGGUGACAUCAGUCAAGAAAACAAACGAAACCCCCCCGUUUUUGUUGCCGUUUUAAAGAUGGAGUCCCCCCACGUACACCCCGGCUGCUGAAGCUUAAUGAGGGACAAGCCAGAAGUUGAGAAGAGAGACAGAAGCGGCUCAUCCGACCAGUAAAUUAACGGGGAAAGAGGAGCGGCAAAAUGUGGCACCGCGGCUCCCCUGCGCUCUGAAUGGGCACCGUCGAGCAGUCGGGGACAACCGGUGGCCGUUAAUCCUCCGGUGCGUGUGCGUGUGUGUGUGUGUAUGUGUGUGUGUGCGCGCGUGUGUGUGUCUGUAUGUUUGUGAGGGUGGUGUUGGUGAAAACCGGUUUUUGAUGCGCGAGAAAGUGACGUGCCACCCUCCCACCUUCCCACCCUUCGCAACGAGCCUCUUGUCAACUCAACCGGCCAAGUAGUGUUUCAUUUUUCUCUCCACACAAAAAUCACCUCCUUUUUUGAAUAUUUUUCCUCCUGUUUUUUAUUAUCCCCUGCUGUUCUCCUCACUCUCCAAAUCUCGCGGGAUACAAAGGAAAUAAAAGAGAGAAAAGAGGACAGGGGAAAAAAGAGUAAGACAAACAGGAGCCGCCUAUAUGAAGAUGCUGAUGUGUGACCGCGGCGUCCAGAUGCUCGUGACGACGGUGGGCGCGUUCGCCGCCUUCAGCCUCAUGACCAUCGCCGUCGGUACCGACUACUGGCUGUACUCGCGCGGGGUCUGCCGCGUGAAGAGCAGCGGCGACAACGACACGAGCCGCAAGAACGAGGAGGUGAUGACGCACUCCGGCCUCUGGCGAACCUGCUGUCUGGAAGGAACAUUUAGAGGUGUGUGUAAGAAGAUCGAUCACUUCCCAGAGGACGCCGACUACGAGGCAGAUGCUGCUGAAUACCUCCUCCGUGCUGUGCGUGCCUCCAGCAUCUUCCCCAUCAUGAGUGUUGGUUUGCUGUUCCUUGGGGGGCUCUGCGUGGCCGCCAGUGAGUUUUACCGGAGCCGACACAACGUCAUCCUCAGUGCAGGAAUCUUCUUUGUCUCUGCAGGCCUCAGUAACAUCAUUGGAAUAAUUGUAUAUAUCUCAGCCAACUCUGGUGACCCAGGCCAGAGCGACAGCAAGAAAUCCUACUCCUAUGGCUGGUCCUUCUACUUUGGCGCCCUCUCCUUCAUCAUGGCCGAAAUGGUGGGCGUCCUGGCCGUGCACAUGUUCAUUGAGAAGCACCGCAAACUACGGGCCAAAUCCCGCACCGAGCUCAUCAAGAAGUCAGCCUUCAGCCGCAUCCCGUCCUAUCGCUACCGCUUCCGGCGCCGUUCCAGUGUGCGUUCUUCCGAAGCCCCCAGCCGUGACGCCUCACCGCUGGGGAAAGGCGGCUACACAGGGCCCGCUGCCUCCGAGAUGCCCAUGUACACGCUGAACCCACGAGAGGCCGGCAAUGCUGGCACCAAAGCGGGUGGCGGCAUGGGCGGGCUGCUCAAUUCAGAGAGGGAGUUCCUCCAGAGCAGCACGCUCACUAAAGACUACAGCAAGGACCCCAACCGCAGGACCACGCCUGUCUGAGAGGUGCUGGCUGUAAGAUAUCGCCCGAUCAGAGUAUCAAAGUUGGAGUUGGAGGAUCAGAAAUACAGGGGAGGUGCGAGCAAAAGCGGGGGACACACAGGGUUACGGGGUGGGAAAGGGGGUUUGAUAAACUAUGACUGUGAACUGUGAACUUUUAGCCUUUGAACUGUGAAUCCUGAGCCCUGUGAGAGUUUCAGUGUUUGUAGCAGAGUCAGUUUUGACAGAGAAGUUGUUCCCAACUCCACUUCACUACAUAUCAUCGUAGUUAUGACUGUGACUCCUUGGAUAUGAAGGCACAUUCAAUUUAUGUUCAUGAGUUUUUAUGUUCAUAAAUUGACUUUCUGGUGUUUUUUGUCAAGGGGGAAACAGGAUUGGCAAAAAGUUUAAAAUGCAUAUCGUAAGUGGUUUCCUGUUUGGGACAACUUCUCCUAAAAAUGAAAAUAAUGUGAAUUUGAGGAGAAGAGGAAAGAGGUGACAGACUUUUGUGUGAUCGUUGACCUUUUGACCUCUGUCCUCCUGAGCUUUUGGAUAUCAGCAGAGCUGGAUCAAUGAAGGGAACGGCCUUAGAGCUCCCAGCUGACUCUCUGAUUACGAUACUAUUUAAAAGUGAGGAAGUUAACACCUCCACAUUGGGGUUGAUUCAUUUUCAGUUCAGCUGGAUUCAAAAUAUAAACUGAAGAUGUAGUUUGUCCUUUCAUCACAGCACAUUUGUGGCACUACUUCUUAUUUUCUAUACAUAUUGUAUAUAUAAUCCUUUCACAUUGAUUGAUUUUAUCAUGGGAAAGUUCAUUUCACAAGUGUCUGAACUGAAACUGAAUUGAGCUGGUAACAUUUAUGCCCAUCUCUCCGAUCCCGGGUCAGUUGUUAAGCCUGCAUAGUGGUUUUAAUGAGUGGAAAAGAGUAAACUGACGGCCGAUCAGGCGUUGGAGACAGGUGUAAUUCAGCAAAACUGAUGAAUCUCUUUUAGAUGGUAACGUUAGAUCCAUUGGUGCUUCCCUUUACUUCUCUUUUCUGACACUUUUUGAUUUAUUUUUUCACCUAAAACUUAAAGAGAUGAUCAGAUAUUUGUCUGUCAGUCUGUCUGUCGGCCUUCACACAUCACCUUCCACAUUUCACAUUUUUCUGUCUAGCCCCAUAACUCACCUCACCAACACACCUCCACACAUCCUCUCACUCUGUCUUUCCUCUCUUCAGAGGGACACUCUGCUAGAUUUAGGUCCUGUCUUCCGUUGGUGUCGCUCGUAGUAAAAGGUUUUUAGAAGUUGUUGGUUCAGGGUACUGUGGAGAGGAGACCGCUGAGCUGUGAAUAUGCUUUAAGGCAGUGCCAAAAAGACAUUAAACAAACAAGAGAUGGACUGUUUUUUGUUUGCCCACUACCUCUUGGUGAAUAUCUUUCAGAUGAAUUUAAUAUAAAGUUGUCUUUGCUUGCCAGAACAACUGUCAAAAUUUCCGCCGCAGAAAUAAACACUGAGAAAAUGCUCACUUUAGUUUAAAGUCUCUCCACUGGAGGACUUGUCUGUAUGUGUGGCACACAAUUUGAAGAUAGGUAGAUGGAAUUGGAGGGAAAUCUGUUAUUCAAAGCAUUUCUGCUCCAUCCCUUCAGCUGUCACUCACAUCCUCCUCGCUCCUCUUUAUCUCCUUUACAUGUGCAGCUACUGUAUACAUCUGCACAAGCACACAGGCGCGCUGACACAACAUAAGCCUAAACACAUCUUUUCCCACGUCUCCCACCUGUGACAGGCACAAACAAUUAUCAUAUUCCCUCAGUUUUCACUGUGACAGAUUCCAGAGAAGCAUCAAUAUGUUUCCAUCCAACCAGAUCAGACACAUGAAUGUGAGGUGCACGUUAUUUGUGGGGAAAUGUUUGGUGCAGACUCAAAUAAACAUGUGAUCUGAGUGCUGGAAAAAGUAGAAGAUAAAGAGGAGACGAGAGAAGCAGUAGCCUGGCUCAGUCUCAUUGUUAAACUUCAAUAAACCCACAAUUUAGCUGUGAAGUUUUAAAGAAAAAGUGAUCAUUUUGUUGAGGAAAUGUAUCAGAGGCCAUCUGUAGCUGUGAGAUGAUUUCUGAGAUAGAACUCCAAUAGUUGCUUUACUAAUGUAACAGCAACUAAUCAAACCUUUCUUGUAAUAUUACUGAUCUGAUACAUAUUUGGUUAGAUCAUAUAGUGUAUGUAGAUUUAUUGCUGCCUUUGGACAUUGUAAGAGGCAACAAAUUAUCGGAUAAAUCUCUCAUCCAGUGGCAACACCUACAAAUAACCCGAAAAACAUACUUUGCAACAGAUAGUGUUCAAAAGACUGAAUUAAGAUAGCCAUAAAACACAGAAAAUGGGAGUUGUGGAGACAGGAGCAGCUUUUUCACAGCAUUUUUCUCAACCUGUUUCUGUGACUGUGAGUAACAAUUGUAACUCAAAGAGGGGGAAAAAAUGCAGUUUGUUUUUUUUUUUUACCUCCCCGAGCCACCACUGCACUGUUUUGUAUAAACUAAACAUGAAACAACACCAAGCUGAUACCGUCACGCACUACUUUGACAGCUAUUACCCUGAUAAUAAAACAUGUUUUAAACCUCGGUCACACUGUUUAAUUUAUGAUGCUGCUGUUUUAUCUCCUGUCUUUUACGCCAUAAAUGGAGCUUAAAGGGACAAAAGCGCAUCGCUAUGGACUUGCUCUCGCUGUCCUCCACGUGUAAAUAUUAAUUUUGCAAGCUAACUACAACAUCAGCAGUUGUCAUGGGCUGUGAAAGGGAAAAAAAAAUGCUUUUCUCCAAGCAAGGGCUUUUAAUUUUUAAAGGACAGGAGCACACAAGGGCUUUUUACGCUCAGCACUGCAGCAAUGUUGUUUUAAGGGUGUAAAGUGGGAGGGAGGGAAGAAAAGGCAAAGUACAUUUGCACAAAAACUACAGUUUUUAAACCAGCUGAAUAGCUAACCAAUAAUGUAACACGCUUAAUGCAAAAGAGAAGCAGAGGUAGAGAAAACUAUACUCUUCUACUCAGCUACUUUUUGGCUAACUUUAGAUUAGAUAAAUAACUUUUUGAAGUAAUUAGAGGUGAAGAAUGUUGCCUUAAGCAAAAGUAGGACGAAUUAAUCAAGAAUUAUUUGAGUUGCUUAAGCAUAUAUUAACAGAAUAUGGUUAAACAUACUUGGUGCCAAAUAUUACUCCAAAUGUGUCCUGUGUAUCAUGGCCUCUAGGUUAGCUUUAGAUUCAUAGGUUUGCUGCUGUAAGUACUCUUUUCUGCAUAGGAUUUACUGACUCAGCAGUAGUAGCUAUGUAGCUUAGCACAUCAGGGGCCCAUCAGAUCCUAAAAGGUCUGUCAUGGGUCAAAGUUCAGAACUGCCAUCCAUGAGCCAUGUCAGCAUUGACCAUUCAAACCAUGCAUGCCAUAUCCAUUUGCUUCCAGUGCUUACAUCUGCUGUAUCUCCAAUCAAGUCUCAAAUGGCACCCUAAUCUCUGUACUCCGUAGGGACACUCGACUGCUACAUUAAAGACGCCUUACAAGGGUGUGGGGGCCCGUAAGCCUGAGCUGUAUUGAUGUUUACUCCAACAGAGUGCGGGGUGCUUUUUGAGACUCUCUCUUCUUACUACCAUACAGCUUUGAUACUCUGAUAUCAACAAAUAAUUGUAUUAUUAGUAGAAAAGUAUUCUAUUCUAAAGGUGCCACUGUGCAGAGGAUGACAAACUCUGUCACAUAUUAUAGUUAUUAAUCUAUUCAUUGGGGCGGGAGGGUUGAUCGCAAGGAGCAGAGUUGGGAAGCAGGGGUCGUAGUCUUUCUAAUAUUAUCUUAUUCUACUUUCAUUUUCUACUUUGAUGUGGUUGUGAGGUUGUGUUGUUUUGAUCACAUCUGAAGCCUCUGACAGGAGGGGACGGUGGAGCGCUCGGACGAUCUCUCAUGGACAUAAACCUCACCUCACUGGCGCCAGAGGCCACUUUACAAUUUGCCAGCGGGACACUCUGCACCGCAACACACACACACACACACAUACACACACCUACAGGACACAUGCAUUCCAAGUAACAACACUCGCAAGAUAUUAUACUUUUGAGGACUUUUUAGGCCCAGUGUGACCCAGUAAAGAAAAACUAUUCAUAUUAUGAGGAUAGGUUUUUUUGUUAUGACCUUAAUAGUAAGAACGGCUUACAAUGCAGUGCGAGACAGCUGCAGAAAUACCAUAGAUUUGCUGGUAUAUGAAGCUGUUCAAAUGAGUUUGAAUUGUAUUGCACUGGGACUGCUUUUACAUUAUCUACUCUUUUGUAAAAGGAAAAGAUUGACAUUUUCGGACCUGUGCUCAUUCACUUGUCGUCAAGAAUUAGAUGAAACGAUUGGUUCCCCUAGCAGUUGGCUAAAUUAGCUAAGCACAGAAACUGGUGAAAUACAUCGUCUGGCUUAAAACUUAAAUAUUUAAAGACGAAAAUCAGGUUUUUUUUAAAACUACGUUAGCAUGUUCAUAGUGGGGUUUUUAAUGGGGAGCGUAAUAAGCAGUCAACACCGUGGCUGAGCAUAAACUGUAUGUAAAAGAUGAACAUUGUCACUUGUUAGUUUGUCGAUUGUCAUUUUGGAAUUGUCUUUAAAAAUCAGAUAUAACAAUAAGUGAGAACAUGAAGACAGUGCACAUUAUUAUGGUAGUGACCUGUCUAACACAAGGUAGCCCCACCUUAAAGUACAUCCUGCUUUGUUGUCUGUUUUGCUCAAAAUGGAACCAUAAUUUGCAAAGUAAAUGUCAUGCUGUAUAGAAUUAGUCUCGACACUAGUGAUUAAAACCAUAAACUUCUUUGGAAAAUGUUUAUUGAGGGAAAAAAUCAAGUGAGAAGUAGGGUUAUUUUCUUAUUAACUCCUCCACAGUUACUUCCUUUUUACAUAUAGUGGAGCCACUCCCUGCUGGCUGUUACAGUGAAUGCAGGUUUAAGGUUUCAUUGCUGUGAAAGUACUUUUCCAACUAAGAGGCUAUGUCCAUCGUUUAUACCGGCUUGCAGGUUGUUGCGUUAUUCCUCUUCAGAAUUGGUUUCCAGUUCAAAACACGUUUGGCUGAAUUACUCCAAUAUUACAACUUGGUUUUUAGGUGUUUAAUCAGCAUCUGAAGGGAGGAUUUAAUACUUAAAUACUUAGAGUGAGUUAUGUCCAAACUAUUUCUGCUGUUUCUAUGUCUGCUACUGCUCCCUGCAAAGAUGUAGUUCAUGCUUUGUCCUACGAAAUAUUUUAUGUACAUUAACCAUAGUUUGGUUAAUUAGUCUAAAUUAUGGAUGUCAUUAUCAUUAACUAAUAUGAACAUUGAUCUGAAAUAGAAUCUAAAAGUAGAAAAACGAAAAAUGUUAUUUCUAGCAAACUUUCUAUGGGAUAUUGGUCCUCAUAAGUAUAAAAACACACUCAUUAAUGCUCACAAACAUGGGCAAACACAGACACACACACACACACACACACACACACACACACACACACACACACACACACACACACACACACACACACAGCUUCAGCUUUGCCCAGUGCGGAGCAGGGAAAAAUGUGUCCUGCUUAAAGAAAAAUCACUGUGUCAUGUUUUAGUGUUUCUUUGGGAGAAAAACAACAAACUGUUACUGAUGCAUCGAUGUUGUGUCGCUCCUCAAUGGAACUUCAAGUACACUGAGCCAGCUAAUCAAACACGGAGGACCAGAAGAAGAACUGUUUGAGAAAUGUGAAUUUUAAUGGAAUUGUUCUGAGACAAACACUUGCUAUAAGCACUCUACACUUUGCACUUGCCACUGACAAACACACACACAUACACCAACACUUACAAGGUUACUGUGUGAGGAGGGCUUACAGAUGGAGUUAUGUGCCUGCAUGUUUGUGUGUGUUAAUAUAUUCACAUGUGUGUGUUUGUGUGCGUGCGUGCAAUUAGCCUCUCCUCACCCAUGCACCCAGUGCCUGCCUGUCCUGCCUUCAGACAGCUCCAAGAUCAGCCAUGGGGCUUCCAGUAUAACCUCCUCUGCAUUCCCAUGACCUGCAAUGGUUGCACUGGGAUCAGUUUUAGAGCUAAUUGCCCCGAUCACUCGUCAGCAGACGCAGCCAUACAAGCAAAUAGGACUGUUUUGGAUUUAGCGGGUUCUGGAGGGUUUGUUUUUGCUUUCAUUUUAAAGGCCUGACUGGACUGUUGGAAUUAUAUUUUGGCAAACCUGCUGUUCGGAUCAGAAUUAUUUCACACCUUGCCGUCUCAGUGGCUGAUUUAGGAUCGGCAGAGGGGGCUUCACAGGAUAGAAAAUAAUCUCUCGGGUCCCUAGUGACACCUGGUCCAGAAUCAGCGUGGCCUGGUGUAGCUCACUGCUCCUCAAACUUACCCAACGUAGCCAAACAAAAAGUCUCGGUGUGCAAGAUUUGCUUGUAAAAUUGUCGUGCUGUUCAGAAUUUGUCUAUAGGAGUUUUCACAUAACAUCCUCUUCCAGUGAAUUUAAGAGGUCUUCCCCCCUUGCACUGCAAUUAAAGAAUUAAUGUUAAUGGGAAGGUCAAUACGUAGAGAGAUUCUAGACAGGUACAUUGUUGGUUUAAGAUCCCUAAAAAGAAUCUAUGAUUAGAAUAACCACCAUUAUUUAAAGAAUUAUUCUGGCCUCUGUGCCUAUUAAGCCUCUUUUCCUGUUGCCAACCUUUAUCCCUUUAGCUAAAGAGAUUUUGUACCUGUCUUGUACUUUACAUCUAUUAUUUUGACAGGAAGUACAGAGCGAUUAAAAUCUGCUUUUUACAGUUUUGCCUCAAGCCUUGUAUUCAGACAGUGCUGUUUACAUAGUUUACAGAAUAUAUCUGAGGCUGGCACGGUUCACUGAACAAGGAUGAAAGGCCCAAAAAGCUGGGAUGUUUUACUGGGCUUGGGAGAGUUUCGUUCUGCAUCAGGUAUAUUCAGGCUUCUUCUUGCUUAAAUUGCUUUGGAGCAGUAGCGUCAGGACAUGUUAAAGGUUUCUUCUUCUUGAACAAGUGAAAUCACAUGGAAGACAAAAAGAUGAGAUUCUGUCUUUAUUGAUAUGUUCAAAAGAAUGGCGGGGCAAUUCCUACAAUGGGAUAUACUACACUGACACUUAUACUAUAUUAGAUUACCACUCAGAUUUUUGUAUUGAGUCAAAGAAAGCCAUGCCCCAGAGAGUCUAAAUUGCUCAUCACUCUUUACUGAGCCAUGAAGUAAUGGGUAGAGUCAGGCUAACAGGCAUAUUUAGAGACCAGUGAAUGCAACACAGCGAUAUCUCAGUGUGAUACAGUACAUGGACUCUGGGGUUUUAGCCAUGCUAGCCGCAUAAUAGUCUCAAAAACUACUGGUUGGAUUACUGCACCAUUUGUUGCAAACUAAUAUACUGGGUGAUUUUAUCUUGCACCAUCGUCAGGUCAAAUUUCCAUAUUUGUCCAAUACUUUGAUUUGCAACUAAACUUCUGGAAAACCGUAACAUCCCCGUCUCCUUUACCUGCAAUUUGUUUCUCAUGCUAGUUAGCCAAUGUUACCAUAUUGAUGAGCUAAGCUAAAAUGGUAAACAAAGACUAUAAAAGAUGGAUUUCUGUUGUGAAGCCUCAGAUUUGACAUUUGGUCGUUGCUAUGUGGUCUUUUGAAACCUAAGCUACUUUAUUAUCUAUUUUUUUUAUUUUAAAUGGGACCAUAAUCUACUAAAUCAACAACAUACUGUAUUCAAGAAGUCUGUAAACGAGAGACCACAGCCAUAAAGGAAAUGUUAACUGAGCUAACAGAUGAGGGGGAGAGGUAAGGUUAUUUUUCAUAGACUUCUGUACAAUUUGACUUCUCUUUCCACCCAGAGGAGUUGCCCCCUUCUGGCUGUUAGAAAUAAUGCAAUUUUAAGACACUUCUCACUUUUCAUUCAAACCGGCUCCAUCAAUCUUUUGCAAUAUACAGUGUGUGGAUAAAUAUUACGCCUACUAUAAGUCCAUAUGUUAACAUUGUCACUGUGAGCAUCUUAUUAUGCUGACAUUUAGCUCAAAUCUCUGCUGUACCAAAGAUACAGCCUCACAGAGCUGCUAGCAUGGCUGUAAACUCUUGUUAGAAAAUGGAAACUACCUAAGCGGUAAAUGACUGUCAACCUGACUUUGUUCAUUUCAAACUGACCUGAGGACUGUUAGACAACAAACGCCAGAGCACAAACUCAGGAGAUAAGUUCGUUACAUUUGUAAGUACUGAUUUGUGUUUCACUCAGAAUAGAGUAACAAGAAUAUCACAGUGACAGAGUAAAAGAUGCAGAGAUAUUAUAUGAUCAUAUGUAUAUUGUUUGUGUAGCAGUGGUCUGGUAAACAGCAUAAAGGUUUUUUUUCAGGGUGUGUAGCUUGCAGGCAUUGUAGCAGUUUUGCUUUAAGUUGAAACGGUUUGGAUGGAGAUUAGGAUAAUAAAUAGCAAACAGCUGUUACUCUGUGUCUUUAAGGGCCACACUGGGGGUUGGGGAGUGUUUCCUUGCAGCAGUGAUGAAAGUGAAAAAUGAAAGCCUAAAGUCAAACGUGCAGCUGGAACCUCAAGUAGCAUUUUAAAAAAUCCCCCAAAUUUGGGUUGUAAUUUUUAAAAGCACCUAAACGCGUGGCGGUUGAAAGGUGGAAGAUGAAGCGUCAGUGGGCAGCUUUUUAUCCUGCUCCAUACCUCUGAGCCCGAUCAUGAGAUACUUAGUCCUCUACAAACACAUAUACACACACGCACACACACAUGCAUGCAGAAACAUGCUGGCACUCACAUUUGUCUUUCUAUACACAGAAACACUGACUGCUCCCACACACACACACACACACGCACACACAUGCAGACACACACACACCCACACAGAUAGCUGCCAGCCAGUUUCACUGUAUACUUUAUAAUGUAAACCUCCAACUAACAGCAGUCUGACACGGACACAUGCUGUGAAUAAAAGCACACUUUUACUUACAUGGUAUAAAUAUGAUUACCUAUAUGAAGAAUAUUAUAUACAGUAUAAUAAUUAGAAAAUAAAGAGUCACCUUUUCAAAG